UUUCCAUCCCACGAUUAUAUUACGCACAACAUAUUGCGUGUUACAUGUAUACAAAAGUAGCACGAGAAAACAUUGAGAACGAUGAAAGUUGUGAAUUAUUUUGUGUAAUUUGGUCUUGUAAUUGCCUUGACUUUUUCUCAAAUUUUUAUUUUAUACCAUUUUUUUUAAAAGUUUAUGAUUUUAUCAUCGACCAAAUUAUACAACCAAAAAUAUAAUAUAUACAAAUAAACUACAUAUUAUUUUGGUUCUUUAUUUUUACAAAUAAGAAAGAUAAAAAGUAUCUGUUUUCUCAAGAGUUAUCAGUGAUGAUGAAGGCAAGUGGAAGAAACUUAAGGUCUGGCAAGACGUCAACCAACAGAACAUCUAAUAAGAUUAAUAAAUCUACGAUAAAAUCUGAUACUGCAAUGACAAAUAAAAAGACAGCUAUGAAAACCUUAAGAUCAACAUCUAAAAAAUCUGAUUUAAUCAAAAUAGAAAUGAUUAAAGGGAAAGAAGAGAAAGAGAUUGUAUCAAGAUCUAAAAGAAAAAGUACUACUGAAACUAGAAGUACAAAACGCAUAGUUUUAAGUAGUAAGAAAAAAGCAAACAUUCCAGAGGGAGUGAAGCUAAAAAAUAAGACAUCAAGUUUUCGACAAAUGUCUCUAAAAGAAUCCUUUUCAAAUCAGGAGGCUUUGUCCAAACGACUUCGUCCAAGAAAAGAGUGUAGGAAUUAUUGCGAGGAUUCUGUGUUACAGCAAACAAAUAUUGUAUCUCAGCAGCAAAAAGAUACAGAAUUAAAAAAUGAACCAGCAGUGAGUGAUAAGUUAAAGUUGCCUGUGUAUAAAUCUGUGAAACUUAAUGAAGAAUCUUUAAGAAAUAUGAGUGAUAUAUAUGAUUUUAAAUUUGAUGAGAAUGACUCUAAAGAAAAAUUGACAGGGAAAAGAAAAAGACGUAUCGUUAAUCGUGUGGGACAAAAGAGAGUAAAAAAAACUAAACGUCCUAGACAGAAAAAGGUAGCAAGAGUGGUUAUAGAAAGAUUGUCAAGUGAUAUAAUAUCGUUAUGUACUAAAGAGAAAAUUGAAGAUAAUAAUGAACAAAAGCAUGUGUUAUUACCUUCUACUGAUAUUGUAGAGAAAUCUGAAGGUGACAUUGAAGAUCAAAAUGAAUUACUGCCAACUGCUGAUAAUAACAAAUUUGAAGCUGAAUCUAAUAAUGUGCAAAAUUUAGAAGCGAAUCAAUCACUAUCAACACAAGCUGAAGAUACGAAAAAGCAUCCAGAGAUUACUGUAUCAAAACCUACUGUAAUUCCUAUCGAAAACCUUAAUAAUAAUGAAAUUUUGUUACUUGAUACGCCAUUAAAAUCAAAGCCAGAUAAUUUUGCUCCAUUUAGAAAAACUAGUAUCUUUUGUAAUAGAAUUAAGUCACAUCAAGAAAAUACGAUAAAUGAUUCUUUAAUUAGUAAGUCUUUGUCACCGAUUAAAAAAACAUCCGUAAAUUUUGAUGUAGGUAGUCCUUGGAGAUUAUCAUCGUUGAAUACUUUUUCUCAAGUGAAGAAUCUAUUCCAAAGUACGCCACAACCUAGGACACUGGAGAUAUUACAAGGUAAAAUUAAACAAAGUACAAAAGAUCAAGCUACAAAAUGCUUGGAGACUAUUAAAAAGAAUGACGUAUCAGAAAUAAUUAAUGAAGAUAUAAACAGGCAAAAAACUUGUGAAAAAUUUAAUUACGUAAACAGGAAAGUUGGACAAGCCAUUAGGAAAUUUGGCACAGAGAUUACAAAUUUAGAUAAUUCUGUAUCAAUAAACAACAAUACUGUGAUUACUGAGCAGUACGAAGAAAUGGCAAAUAAUAAAGAAUUAAGAGUUUCAAAUAAGGAUUUGCAGAAUACAACUGGAAUACAAGGAUUACAGAAUACUACAUCAAUGGAUUCUUCCACGUUCAACGAUACAACAGAAGAUAAAGAAAAUGCUGCUCCUAAAUCUCCUUCAAAAUCUAAGAAAUUUUUAAGAAACAGAUUGAGAAAAGUUACAGAUACAAAUUCUUCUCCUUUACGUAAAAAAAGACAUAUAAAGGAUAAGGAAAAUUCAAAUAUACAAUCACUAUUAGUUAGUACACAAACAUUUAAUCGCAGUGGUUCUUUGCCACACGGUCAAGAAGAAAAGCAGGAGCAAAGUACGGAAAUUUUUGAACCCCAACCAGGACCGUCGGGCUUGCAAAAAUUUAAAUCUCCGAGUCAAAAACCGCUACAACAAACAAAUUUAAAUGCUUUCUUAAACAUAACGGAAAUGCCUCAGAGUACUAGAAUAAAUACGGCUCAUGGUAUUUUCGGUGAUGCACAAUCUACGCCUAUUAGCGGUAAACCCAUUAAGUCUAUUAAAACGAUAAACGAUACAAAACAUAUGGGAUUGGAUAAUGCUUUUGGAUUUAACGAAGAUAUUGGCGAUACGAUCUUAGAUAUAUCACCAAUUUAUUCUGAUUUAACGAGUAACGAUGUACAAGAUAAAAAUAUUUUGAAAACGAAUGUAGAAGAAACGAAAAGAAAGUCGGCAUUUCCUAUGAGAUAUUCACUAAAAGAAAUAAAAAAAGAUACCGUGCCAAAAAAAGUAAAGGUUGGCGAGAACAACGAAAAAGGUAAAGCAGAAGAACCUUUACCCGAGACGAAAAAUAAGCUCAUAGAUACAGCCGCUUUUUCGGAUACUUUCGAUGUUUUGGGAGAAGUAAAAGAAGUAAAGAAUGACUCAGUAGAUAUAUCAUUGUUUACCGAUCUCGAGCCUACUCACUUUACACAGCCUCCUACGCGUUCGUACAAGAGGAAACGUAAAGUCAGAUUUAAUUUCAAUGAAAGCGACAGCGAGGAAGACGAAGAAAAUAAUAUUCACGCAACAGAGAAAAAAAGAAAAAAACAUGGAAAAUUGAAGGAACACGAAGUACGCAGAAUGGAAGAAUGGGUCAAAAGUAUCAACGAAACUUUCCAAGAGAUCGAUCAUCACGAAUUGGUGGUGGAAUAAAGUAUACAAAAGUGGGAUCAAUUAUUAUAAUAUCUUUAUUUUCAUAUAAUGUAUAAUUUCUUUAUCGUCGUUUUAUCGUAGGGUCCUAUUUUAUUUUUUUUUAUCACCCAAUUUUUACAACGUAUCGCGUAAGGUUUUAUAAUUAUUUUAGUUGUAAAUGUAUAUGUAUACAUAAUUUAUCACACUUCAUAUUUUCCUAGGUCCCUCGUUGUUUAUACAUUACUAUACUAUUGUAAGAUUACGUAGAAAGCUUAAAAAUGAUAUUAAUAUAUUUAUAUCUGUUGAAAGUAA
Messenger RNA from Vespula vulgaris, 3278 nucleotides. RefSeq lists its product as uncharacterized. The transcript is spliced from 3 exons. The record is from RefSeq and is a predicted model, not a curated record. The coding region runs from base 306 to 2987 and encodes 893 amino acids. NCBI's taxonomy places the organism in Eukaryota, Metazoa, Arthropoda, Insecta, Hymenoptera, Vespidae.